AUGUCGCGCACAAAGCAAAAGGCUCCAAAGGGUGGUGGGAAGGACCCGCAGGAUAUUAUCCGGCGUGAAAAGAGCGAGCUGGUCGCUGGCGACCUUACACAGAAAAAGGUGGCUACAACGAUGGGAGGGAAGAAGCGAAAGCUCGACCAGUCCGAUGAUCCCAAAACAUACCCUCUACCGAAACGAGCCGCUCUUGACACCGAGUCGGAACAAUCUACAUCCCCAGACGUCGCCGUCGAUCCCUCCCUCCUCGCUGAUCACUUUGCGAAGAACAUUCAAAAGUGGUUCUCAACCAGCAGUCCCAUCGAACUGGAAGAUAUGUACCUUCCUAAAAAAGCUUUUCUCGACACCACAAGUUAUACUAAGGAAAGGCUUGCUGCGAACCUCCCAGACUUCCUCGAGCAAUUUUCCGCUGGCGGUAAAGAGGGUCUUUCCAACUGCGAGGAAGUCGGCUCGCCACAUACUAUUGUCCUUGCAAUGUCUGGCAUGCGAAUAGCAGAUCUUAUGCGAGAACUGCGAGUGUUUAAGAGCCAGGGUUCCAAAGUCGGUAAAUUCAUGCCUAAACACAUGAAACUCGAAAUGAACAUAAAGUUUCUGCAAAGUAACAGAGUUGGAAUUGCCAUAGGCACACCAGAGCGCUUAAAUCAAUUGUUGGAAGCAGGGGCUUUGAAGACUCAGGGGCUACAAAGAAUUGUGGUGGAUGGCUCCCAUCACGACGAGAAGAGAAGUACUAUCUUCACGAUAGGUCAGAUUUUUCGACCGAUGGUAGCCUUUCUCAAUGACGACAACAUUCGCCAGAGAUAUGGUGCUGAACAGAACAAGGUUGAUAUUAUAGUCUUCUGA
Fonsecaea nubica is the source of this 843-nucleotide messenger RNA. RefSeq lists its product as hypothetical. The record is from RefSeq and is a predicted model, not a curated record. The coding region runs from base 1 to 843 and encodes 280 amino acids. The transcript has a single exon. Gene Ontology annotation, cellular component: 90S preribosome; nucleus. NCBI's taxonomy places the organism in Eukaryota, Fungi, Ascomycota, Eurotiomycetes, Chaetothyriales, Herpotrichiellaceae.